Molecule: messenger RNA, 2551 nt
Organism: Acromyrmex echinatior (Panamanian leafcutter ant)
Lineage: Eukaryota; Metazoa; Arthropoda; Insecta; Hymenoptera; Formicidae
Product: dnaJ homolog subfamily C member 9
Cellular component (GO): nucleus; extracellular matrix; cytoplasm
Molecular function (GO): heat shock protein binding
Source: RefSeq, a predicted model, not a curated record
GUCCGCGUUACAAUUAGUUCGAUCGUUUGUCGUUAAUCGUAAAGUUCGAACGAACAAUUCCUCUCGCGACGAUUGUCACAUUUUGUUCUGUCUGAUCGUCGAAAUGAAUAUAAUAGAGGACUGUUUUUUCUACGAUGAUUAUUGUUACCAUUAAUCGAAGCUAAUUGUAUUUUGCCUAUAAUCCCUUUAUACGGCAAUCAAAAAAAUGGAUCGUACUGUAACUUUAGUGUUAUUUGCCUUGCUAACCGUAUUUGUCGGUGAUGUCGCGGCAUCGUGCAGAAAGGUAGAGAAUGAGGAUAUGCUGGAAUAUGUCUGCGAAGGUGGCCACCCCGUUGAUUUGACUACCGUACCUGAAACAACCGAAAAAUUGCGAAUUUUUAGAAUGCCACUUCACAGAAUAACUGCCGAUACGUUCUCGAGAUUUGGCGAGAACCUUUGGGUACUGAGUUGCUCGCAUUGCGAGAUUACCGAUAUCGAUGCAGAUGCCUUUCGACGUCUCGUCAAUCUUCAGCAACUCAGCUUAGACAACAACCGCCUAACUACCGUCAGAUCGUCGUGGUUCGAAGGACUGGACUCUUUGACGUAUCUCGAUCUCAACUACAAUAACAUACGUGACAUUGAAGACGGCGUCUACACGAAUCUACCCAGUCUCGUAGACUUAAGGAUUUCGGGAAAUCGACUGCAAUGCCUGAAUCUCGACGAGAUGGCAUACUUGAAGGAACUGAAGCGCAUUUUCCUCAGCGAGAAUUCCGACUUUGCCUGCCCGCAUGCUGUCAGCAAGUUCCUUGAGAAUCAGGGCGUUGCUUUUGAACAGGAUCCCGAGUGGAGCAGACUCACUAGUGACAUAAUCAACGUUCAUGUUCCACCGAUCCACGUAGAAGAAGGCGAAGAAAUCGACAGCGCAGAAAUCGUGCCAGCGCAUCGCGAAAGGUUACACCCCAGUAGGAGACCACCUCCAGAGGAAUCAGAAGAAUCUUAUAGAACGAGAGACAAGACGUUUUAUCCAAACCAUUCGGAGACAUAUCGUUCACGCCACAGGAGACCACCAACCACGACUGUACGAACUACGCCAAAGCAACAGGAGGAAUUGCCUUUGCCACGAGUGGAAUCAAGAUUUCCGGACACAACUCGGAGACCCUCGCACAUAUCGUCGGAGUCAUCGUCGCAUCAGGUAAUGUUUUACCCGUAUUCGACGCCAGAAACGCCACCAGCACCAUCCGCCGAAGAUAUCAAGAUGCCGGGAACUGACGGACCGUCGCGAAUGGAACACACCUUAAUGUAUCCACAGUCAACACACGAAACGACGCCUUAUUGGUCAUAUCCAACGCCGGAAAGACCGCGAGUACCACCCGUAACAUUAUCGGAGGACAUCAGGAUAGUAGGAACUGAUAGGCCACCUCAAACGGAAGGCAUGUUAACAUACCCGGCAUACAUUCCACCGCAUGAAACGAUGCCUUAUCCAUUGUAUCCCACGUCGGAGAGAUCGCAAGUAUUUGUUAUGGGAUCUUCAGAGGACAAAGCGAUAAAAGAAUCCGGCAGAUCAUCGCAAGCUGGAAACAUUAUGACGUAUCCUCUAUAUGUUACAACAUCCAACGGUCUGGAAAGUAUGCCGCAUGGAUCCAUUCAAAUGACGUCCGGUGUUUCGGACAUGGUUUGGUCCACAGAUGACUCGGUUGAGCAUUCGGUCUAUCCGAUGAUAGAACGUCACGAACAAUCUCGCCGUCCUACCGAAGGUAGCGACAGAGUGACGUCAACGAAAACACCAUAUUAUGGACACGACCCACGUGAAAUGAUAGUCGAAGAACCAUCAUCGGAGACCGACGACGACUUUUCUAUCUCCACGGCUCGACCCAUUGAAUACGAUCGAUCGCGAAUUACGACGGAAUCUGACACGCAUUAUGUUAGACCUUCGCCACCGGAAUUGAUAAAUUUACCUUCGACGGACGAGAUGUACCAAGCUCCGUAUUAUGAACCGACAGUCACCAUACAUCCACCGCGGCAAAAUUAUCAGAGUAGUAAUGGAGAACCUACAGGCGUUCGUCCUAUAGAUACGACACAAGAGCCGCUUCCCGAGUGUGAGAAUUCGGCACCGAAGAUUCAAUCAGCUGCUGCACUAGUGACGUUCGUUGUCGUCACUGUUCUUGGGCACGCCGUCGUGGGAAGAUUUUAGAGCGCGCCUUCCUGAUCGUCCAGAUGAGCGGGAUAGAUCGCACAGAUAACUUAUAAUUAGACUACGCAGGAGAAAAUCGAAUUUACAUCUCGCCUAAAGAACGUAUUCACUGUGUUGUGACCUGGACUUUUGAGCGCGCAUUUAUGUAUUUAACGUUGUAACUUUUCCUCAUAGCAUUUCCCUAAAGACGCUUCAUAGGAUUAUUAACCAGAUGCAGAUAACUAGCAAGAGAGUGAUCAAGAUGGAUGAAACUUUCUUCGGAAAUUGAAAAUUUCUCCGGAAAUGACAAAACCAGCUAAACCUGAUGCUGGGCCAAGGAAGCGGCGGAAGCCGAACGUCUGGAGAAGAUGUUGAAGAUCGAGAACGAGGAAAACGCAGCCA